Molecule: messenger RNA, 509 nt
Organism: Diachasma alloeum
Lineage: Eukaryota; Metazoa; Arthropoda; Insecta; Hymenoptera; Braconidae
Product: reactive oxygen species modulator 1
Exons: 3
Coding region: 156-395 (79 amino acids)
Biological process (GO): protein insertion into mitochondrial inner membrane; protein import into mitochondrial matrix
Cellular component (GO): TIM23 mitochondrial import inner membrane translocase complex
Source: RefSeq, a predicted model, not a curated record
UUAUCAUGAAAAGCAUCAUGGCCGCCAGUAGUGUGCAACCUGAGGGGUUAGAACGCACGUAAAUGCUGUCUCAAGAAUAACUCCCGAUUCAAGACAGGGAAAUCGAUCAGAACGAGUUUGACAGCCAUGUGGAACUCUUCCAGGGGGAAUUCAAUAUGCCAGCUGUACCGGGUGGAGUUUAUCAGCAAGGCCCAACCUGUUGGGACAGAAUGAAAAUGGGUUUUGGAAUAGGUUUUUGCGUGGGAAUGGCAUCGGGGGCCCUUUUUGGAGGCUUCUCAGCGUUGAGGUACGGCUUACGAGGCAGAGAAUUGAUAAAUAACGUGGGAAAGACGAUGAUACAGGGAGGUGGUACAUUCGGUACAUUCAUGGCUAUUGGCACAGGUAUAAGGUGCUAGUAUCAAUUAACUUAUCAUUGACGAAAUAUGUAUCUUGUCUUAGACUGAGGAGCUGUACAAUAUAACUGAAAAAUUCACUGUUGAAAUUCUUAAUAAAAUAAUACAUAAAGUGUA